This is a messenger RNA of Pan troglodytes (chimpanzee), 27485 nucleotides long. It is a transcript of the gene OR1J2, whose product is annotated as olfactory receptor family 1 subfamily J member 2. Gene Ontology annotation, cellular component: membrane. The record is from RefSeq and is a predicted model, not a curated record. Bases 22901 to 23842 code for a protein of 313 amino acids. Gene Ontology annotation, molecular function: G protein-coupled receptor activity; olfactory receptor activity. The transcript is spliced from 12 exons. Lineage: Eukaryota; Metazoa; Chordata; Mammalia; Primates; Hominidae. Gene Ontology annotation, biological process: G protein-coupled receptor signaling pathway.
AAACGUUCUCCAACUCCCCACCAGAGUAGCUAGAUACGAGUGUCGAUUGGUGCAUUCACAAACCCUGAGCUAGACACAGGGUACUGAUUGGUGUAUUUACAAUCCCUUAGCUAGACAUAAAGGUUCUCCAAGUCCCCACCAGACACAGGAGCCCAGCUGGCUUCAUCCAGUGGAUCCCGCACCGGGGCCGCAGGUGGAGCUGCCUGCCAGUCCCGCGCCGUGCGCCUGCACUCCUCAGCCCUUAGGUGGUCGAUGGGACUGGGCGCCGUAGAGUAGGGGGUGGCGCUCGACUGGGAGGCUGGGGCGGCGCAGGAGCCCAUGGCGCGGGGAGGCUCAGGCAUGGCGGGCUGCAGGGCCCGAACCCUGCCCGGGGGGAGGCAGCUAAGGCCCGGCGAGAAGUCGAGCACAGCAGCUGCUAGCCCAGGUGCUAAGCCCCUCACUGCCGCGGGCCAGUGGGGCCGGCUGGCCGCUCCGAGUGUGGGGCCCGCCGAGCGCCCGCCCACCCGGAACUGGCGCUGGCCCGCAAGCGCCGUGCGCAGCCCCGCAAGCGCCGUGCGCAGCUCCGGUUCCCGCCUGCGCCUCUCCCUCCACACCUACCCGCAAGCUGAGGGAGCCGGCUCCGGCCUCGGCCAGCCCAGGAAGGGGCUCCCACAGUGCAGCGGCGGGCUGAAGGGCUCCUCAAGUCCCGCGAAAGUGGGAGCUCAGGCAGACGAGGCGUCGGGAGCGAGCGAGAGCUGCGAGAACUGCCAGCACGCUGUCACCUCUCACCACGAUUACAGGUGUAAGCCACAGUACCUGGCCUACCUUGAAGUUUUUUUUAACCUAAAGAGGAUAAUGCUGGUCUCACAAAAUGGAUUGGGAAAUGCCACACCUCUACUUUCUGAAAGAGUUUACAUAAGAGCCUCACUCUGUCGCCCAUGCUAGAGUGCAAUCACGCAAUCUUGGCUCACUGCAACCUCUGCCUCCUGGGUUGAAGCGAUUCUCCUGCCUCAGCCUCUUGAGUAGCUGGAAUUACAGCCUCUGUUACUGGGCAUGGAGUCAUCUGUCUUCUACGGAGCACCUCUGUCUUUUGGUCAAAGAGGGAAAAUGAAAUCCUGGCCCUAUGGAUACUGGGAAGCAUACUCAAGUAUCUCUGAGUUUGAGACCAGCUUGGGCAACAGAGCAAGACACCGUGUCUACAAAAAAAAAAAAAAAAAAAAAAAAAAAAAAAAAAAAAAAAAAAAAAAGACAAGCGACAAUAAGUAAAAAAAAAAAGUAGGGUAAGAACAAGAUGACGUUUUCUGCAAGGUGAGUAUACAAAAUCAGUGGGAAGGUGGGGUCUUAUGUAGGGAUUGAUGAGACACAACAGGCUUCACCCAGCACCACAAUUUAUGUAGCUUUACAGUAGUACAAAUGAUGGGCACCACACUAUGCACUGCAACAGCACUGUGGAGGCCUUGCUUAUCCUCUGCUCAUCUUCCUGUAUCUACAAUCAUUUCACACUGGAAUAUGAAUGGUCACAGAGACAGCCAGACUAUCUCAGCUUGGGCAUUGCACCAGAUCUGGGGCUUGUUUGGCUUUUACAUCUUGAUGGUCAUGUAGCCCUCUCUGAGAUGUAUUUCUUUAUUUUAGUUUUUUUUUUCUGAGACAGAGUCUCGCUCUGUCGCCCAGGCUGGAGUGCAGUGGUGCAAUCUCGGCUUACUGCAAGCUCCGCCUCCUGGGUUCACGCCAUUCUCCUGCCUCAGCCUCCCGAGUAGCUGGGACUACAGGCACCCACCACCAUGCCCAGCUAAUUUUUUGUAUUUUUAGUAGAGACAGGUUUUCACCAUGUUAGCCAGGAUGGUCUCGAUCUCCUGACCUCGUGAUCCUUCCGCCUCGGCCUCCCAAAUUGCUGGGAUUACGGGCAUGAGCCACCGCGCCUGGCCUAUGAGAUGUAUUUCUAUCUAUCAUUUUUCUGUGCAGCUGCCUCUUGUCAAUUACUAGCAAUUGCUGGUUAUCCAGUUACUAGUUAACAAAUCAACAAAGAGGUGCAGCAUGCUGGUUCACUAUAUAGCCGGAUCCUAGUUUAUCAUAGAUCGGGUAUGCUGUACAUUCUUUGAAUUACUGUUGCGUGAAAUAAAACUGAGAGUCAAGUCCUCAGGUUUUCUUGAGGCUGAAAAAAAGAUUAUACUUCAUCUGUUAAUUCUUUCCUCCCAGUUUACCUCUGACUUUUGUCAAUACUUCUUUGCCAUAUGUUCCUUGGGCAUUUAAAAGAUAAUUAUAUAUAUUAAUUGACAAAUAAUAAUUGUAUAUAUUUAUGUGGUACAAUGUGAUGUUUUGAUCUAUGUAUACAUUGUAGAAAGGUUAAAUCAGCUAAUUACCAUAUCUAACAUUUCAUCUACUUAUGAUUUAAAAAAUAAUUCUUGGCCGUGCAUGGUGGCUCAUGCCUGUAAUUCUCAGCAAUUUGCGAGGCUGAGAUGGGCAGAUCACUUGACACCAGGAGUUUGAGACCAGCCUAGGCAACAUGGCGAAACUCCGUCUCUACUAAAAAUACAAAAAUUAGCUGUGCUUGGUGGUGCACACCUGUAGUCCCAGCUACUAGGGUGGCUGAGGCACGCAAAUCACUUGGACCUGGAAGGUGGAGGUUGCAGUGAGCCAGGAUUGCACUUCUGCACUCCAGCCUGGGUGACAGAGCAAGACACUGUCUCAAAAAGAAAUCUUUAAAAAGUUUUAUUUAAUUGUAAUUGACAAAUAAUAAACACAUAUAUUUGUGAGGGUAUAAUGUGAUGUUUCUACACACGUACACAUUAUGUAAUGAUCAAGUCAAGCUAAUUAUCAUAUAAUCACCUCAAAUGCUUAUCAUUUCUUUGUGGUGAGAACAUCUAAAAUCUACUCUUUCAGCCAUUUUGAAAUCUAUAAUACGUUGGUGUUCACUAUAGUCAUCAUACUGUGCAACAAAUCCCGGAACCAAUCCUCCUGUUGAACGGAAACUAUGUACCCUUUAAGCUGUGUUUUGCUUUUCCCUGUCCAUUCCCCCAUCCCCCUCCUCUGCUAACCACUGUUCUACUCUUUACUUCUAUGAAUUUGACUGUUUUAGAUUUCACAUAUAAGUGAGAUCAUGUGGUACCUGUUUUUCUGUGCCUGGCUUAUUUCACUUAAUAUAAUGUCUCCUAGAUUCACCCAUGUUGUCACAAAUGACAAAAUCACCUAGUUUAGAAAGUAAUCCUUAAUGUAGUACCUUCUACAACAUUUUGUGCACAAAAAUACAUUUUAAAACUGCAACCAUGAGGACCAUAUUAUUCAAUGAGCAGUUGGAAUUCUUUCCCAAGAAUCACAUUGAGCCAUGAGUAUAUUUACUUAAAAAUUUCUGAUAUAUCUUUUUUAGUUGGACUAUCCUCUCUCUUCCCUUUUUCUCCACUAUCACCUGCAUUAUUAUUAUUAUUAUUAUUAUUUUGAGAUGGAGUUUCGCUCUUGUUACCCAGGCUGGAGUGCAAUGGCGCGAUCUCAGCUCACUGCAACCUACACCACCCGGGUUCAAGUGAUUCUCCUGCCUCGGCCUCGUGAGUAGCUGGGAUUACAGGCAUGUGCCACCAAGCCCAGCUAAUUUUGUAUUUUUAGUAGAGAUGGGGUUUCUCCAUGUUGGUCAGGCUGGUCUCCAAUUCCCAACCUCAGGUGAUCCUCCAGCUUUGGCCUCCCAAAGUGCUGGGAUUACAGGCAUGAGCCACCACGCCUGGCCUCACCUGCAUUUUUACAGGCUUCAACAGAGGUGUUGAGCUGCAUAUAUCACUUUUUUAAAGCUAAAUUUACUUCUUUGUUUGGCCAAUAGAUCUCCAUGAGUAUUGCAUCAACUGGAAGUUUUAGUUUGACUUCUCAAAAUACCUUUUUAUUCUGGCAACCAUUUUCAUUUAUUUUUUAUAAAGUAGCCUACAAAUUCUUUAUUACCUAUAGCAGAAAGAUUAAACAGUGUUCAGGACAUUAAUAUAAUCAUGUCAAUUUCCUAACCUUCUCAGCAAAAAUACCAUUUUCUCAUACACAUUUCCCAUAACUGGUGUAAUUACUGGAGGUCAUUGCUCAGUAAAGUCUAGGUUCCCUCUGGUCUGGGGGCAUAAUUACACUUCACCCACCAAGGAAUAAUUUUUUUUUUCUUCGAGACGGAGUCUCGCUCUGUCGCCCAGGCUGGAGUACAGUAGUGUGGUGUUGGUUCACUGCAAGCUCCGCCUCCCGGGUUCACGCCAUUCUCCUGCCUCAGCCUCCCGAGUAGCUGGGACUACAGGUGCCUGCCACCACGCCCGGCUAAUUUUUUGUAUUUUUAGUAGAGACAGGGUUUCACCGUGUUAGCCAGGAUGGUCUUGAUCUCCUGACCUUGUGAUCCACCUGCCUCAGCCUCCCAAAGUGCUGGGAUUACAGGCGUGAGUCACCGCGCCCAGCCCAAGGAAUAAGUAUUACAGUAACUCAGGUUCCAGGUAUCACUGUGGAGCACUGCCCAUCUGUCUAUAAUUGGUAGAGUUUGAGCCAGUUAAGGAUCAACUUUGGGUCAUCCAAGGUAAUACCAAUUGUAUCACAGAGUCAAAACUCCUUUCAACUUUUUGACACUGUUGCUCUGAGGGAGUAGCAGUAAAUGGCAUGCUUACCAGUCAUCUUGCCAUAUGCCAUAGGUUAGGUUGGCCAUAGUGUUCCCAUAAACAUACCUCCUCUUGCUUGCACCUGCAGCACAACUGCUAUUUAAAUGUAUCAGGUGCUGUUGCUGUUGACAUGGCAAUUGUUCCUUCCUUGGUGAGCAUGUGGAUUCUUGCCCAGAGUUAUUGACAAGCAAGAUGCUGAGUGAGUUGGGUAACAUGCAUAGUCCAUUCAAAUGCUGUGAUAUGGUUUGGAUAUUUGUCCUGCUCAAAUCUCAUGCUGAAAUGAAAUCCCAUGGGGAUUGGAGGUGGGGCCUGAUGGGAGGUGUUUGGGUCAUGGGGGUGUGUUCUCCUGAAUUUGGUUGUUUAAAAAUUGUGUGGUGGCUGGACACAGUGGCUCACGCCUGUAAUCUCAGCACUUUGGGAGGCCGAAGCUGGCGGAUCACCUGAGGUCAGGAGUUCAAGACCAGCCUGACCAACAUGGUGAAACCCCAUCUCUACUAAAAAUACAAAAUUAGCUGGGCGUGGUGGCGCGUGCCUGUAAUCCCAGCUACUCAGGAGGCUGAGCCAGGAGAAUUGCUUGAACCCGGGAGGCAGAGGUUGCAGUGAGCCGAGAUCACGCCAUUGCACUCCAGACUGGGCAACAAGAGCAAAGCUUCGUUUCAAAAAAAAAAAAAAAAAAAAAAAGGGUGUGGCACCUGCCCAUAUCCCCGCCUUCCUCCUGCCCUUUUCAUGUGACCUGCCUGCUCCAGCUUUGCCUUCCACUAUGAGUAAAACUCCCCGAGGCCUCCCUGGAAGGUGAGCAGGUGCUGGUGUCAUGCUUGUGCAGUCUGCAGAACCAUGAGCCAAUUAAACCUCUUUUCUUUAUAAAUUACCCAGUCUCAGGUAUUCCUUUACAGCCAUGCAAGAAUGGCCUCGCACAUUGCUUCAUCAUAUUUCUGGGCCAAAUGCAAGUUCAGUGAGUUUCCUGGAAGAGAACUCCCCCUAGUGACCAUUUAGACCACAAGCAUGAGUCUCCAGAAAAGUCAUUUCCACUUGCCAUGCUUAACCAAGUUCCCAACCUCCUAAGUCCCUCUUAGUACUCUGGACCGAUGCAGGGUCUGUGAUCACAAGUGUUGCAGCCAUGAGUACUUGUGAUACAAGACUAAUUCAAGUACACUACAUGCAUCUAAAAAGUACUGUGUCCCUCAAGAGAUUGUAGGGUUAUCAUACUCAGUUCCCAGGGGCCGUUCAGUUCAAGUAUCCCAAAGGCUUCCCAUAAUCAUUGUAUUGGAAAUUCCAGGGUGAGAUCAUCAUUGGUAUGUGACAACCAGGUCAUGUCAAUAUUCCCCUCUCAGACAUCAUUGUGAUUUUUUGAAUGCCUGCCUGUAUUGUUUUCCAAACACAUUAGCAUAUGCUGUAGUUAAAAGGGCAAACUAGACUCCAAUAUACUAGGCAGACAACUGCAAUGAUGUCUCCCUCAUACCCAGGUAUUUGCUUUAACAAUGGGGUGUCAUCUUGGGUUACAACAACAUGAUGCAGAGCUGUUAGUUGACAGUCACAGUAUGUUCAGUGAGGUUCAAAGGCAGGAAUCCUCUUAGUGCUACAGCGAAUCAGCAUGAUACACAUAAGAACAAAAUGUGACUAAAACAGUAAUCCCAACCUACUGUUGCUUAGGCAGGUCAUCAAAGAACUCUGAUGUCUUCUCUCCAAAUCUUGUACAUAAUGUCUCAGGUAAUUGUUGCCAUGUGGCUUCGGUCCAAUCCUCCUUAUUAAGGGGAAAUAAAUCUUGGGGUAUUUCCUUGUAUGGGCUAUGAUCAUACAAGCACCACAUAUGAGAGAAACAGCUAAGAAUAUUGUUCUCCUGCUCCUGAGAUAAAAAUGACAACUCCCAGUGGCCGGGUGCAGUGGCUCACGCCUGUAAUCCCAGCACUUUGGGAGGCCGAGGUGGGUGGAUCAUUUGAGGCCAGGAGUUUGAGACCAGCCUGGCAAUAUAGUGAAACCCCAUCUCUACUAAAAAUACAAAAAAUUAGUCAGGUGCGGUGGCAUCUGUCUGUAGUCCCAGCUACUCAGGAAGCUGAGGUAUGUGAAUUGCUUGAACCUUCUAGGCUGAGGUUGCAGCGAGCUGAGAUCAUGCCACUGCACUCCAGCCUGGGUGACAGAGUGAGACUCGAUCUAAAAAAAAAAAAAAAAAAAAAAGUCACCUUCCUUUCCAGGUAUUAUUUCCCAUUUUAUGAUCUCUUUCCAUUUAUUACCUGUCUUGAUCCAGACUGGGCUUCUCUGGGUAGGCAUCUCUGGUUCAGCUAUCCUGCCCUCUACAGGCAUGUAGCAGGUGAGGCUUUCCAGAACUGCUUCUUGUGUCCAUUACCAGGUAGAAGGCAUAGGGCUAGAAAGGCAAAGGAAGAUGGGAAUGUCUCACAGGGGAGGGGCGCAUCACCUAUGGUCAGCCGUCAUGAGAUGAAGUCACUAUCCAUUUCAUUAUUUGUUUAGGAAUAUGCACAGUCAAGUUAUUUAUUUGUUUAACUUUAGGUUUCUUUUUAAAUAAAACAAAUUUGCCUCCAGCAAACACUAAACUGCUUCUGCCUCUAUAAAGUUGUCAGUUUUGGAUAUUUUAUACAAAUGAAACACAAAAAAAGGCAAGCCUUUUAUGUCUGGCUUCUUUCACUUUACAUAAUGUUUUCAAGGUUCAUUCAUGUUUAGCCUGUACUAGUACUUCAUUCCUAUUUAUGGCUGAGUAAUAUUUCAUUAUAUGAAGAUGCCACAUUUUGUUUAUACAUGCAUCCAUUGAUGAACAUUUGUGUUGUUUCCACCUUUUGGCUAUUGUUAGUAGUGCUGGUAUGAACAUUUGGAUGCAAGUUUUUGUUUGAAUACCUAUUUUCAAUUGUUUUAGGUAUACAUCUAGGGGUAGAGUUGCUAGGUCAUCUUGUAUCUUUGUUUAACUGAUUGAGGAAUAAACUAUUGUCCACACUGUCCAUACCAUUUUACAUUCCCAAUAACAGUGUAUGAGUGUUUUAAUUUAUUUGAACUAUUUGUUUAUCAUUUUGUUGAUAGCCAUGAUAAGGGGUAUGAAGUGAUAUUUUAUUGUCAUUGUGUCUUGCAUUUCCAUAAUGGCAAAUGACACUGAGCAUCUUCUAUGUGCUUGUUGGCCAUUUACAUAUUUUCUUUGGAGGGAUGCCUAUUCAUGUUCUUUGCCCAUUAAAACAUUUUUUUCCCUUCGUCUUUUGUUGUUGAGUUAUAAGAGCUCUUUAUAUAUUCUGGAUAAGAUAUCCUUAUCAGACAUACGGUUUACAAAUAUUUUCUUCCAUUUUGUGAAUUGUGUUUUCACUCUCACAAUGUUGUCUUUUGAUGUAAAAAAGAUUUUAAUUUUGAUAACGUUCACUUUAUUUUUUUCUUUUGUUGCUUGUGUUUUUGGUGUCAUGUCUAUGAAACUUGGACAAAUUCAAGGUGAUAAAGAUUUAUUCGUUUUUUUCUAAAAAUUUUAUAGUUUUAGCUCUUAUAUUUAGGUUUUUAGUUGAUUUUGAGUUUUGUAUAUCCUAUGAAGUAAGGGCUCAACUUUAUUCCUUUCUAUGUGUCUAUCCAAUCGCCCCAGCACCAUUUGUUGAAGAGACUAUUCUUUCUCCAUUGAAUGGUCUUAGCACCCAGGUUAAAAAUCAAUUGACCAUACAUAUAUGAGUUUAUUUCUGAACUCUCAAUUCCAUUCAAUUGAUCUAGUUAUUUAUCCUUAUGCUAGUAGCAUACAUUUUUUUAUGACGGCAGUUUUGUAGUAUAUUUUGAAGUCAGGAAGUAUAAAUCCUCCAAAUUUGUUCUUAUUUUUCAAGAUUGUUUUGACUAGGGAGGAAGAGUCUGGGGAUGGAGAUGAAUGGGGAAUAAUGGCUGUAAUAAGCUCUUGCAUAUAACAAAGUUCUAGAGGGCUAUGUGCGCACUCAGGAAUAAACACGUGCCUAGAAAGAUUGGAAGAGAUCCUAUGCUUUUAGCUCUGGCUAAUCUCUAGGAUCCAUGUAAGCAGUAAGUGAAGGGAUAAGGCAGAGCUGUAAAUUACCUAGCUAACUAUGGAAGGAGUGCCCUAACGCAGAGACAAUCUGCCAAGACAGGGGAACAGUUUUUCUCUUUUUCUUAUUUUAUCUUAUCUUAUUCUUUAAUUUUCUUUUCUUUUCUUUUUGGAUCCAGGAAGCUAGGAGAAUCAUGGUUAAAUCACUAGCUGACCAUUAAGCUAACAGAACCUUCAGGGAACACACACACAAAAGAAUACAGUCUUUAUAAAAGUAGUUUAGAAAAGUCACUAAUCCAACAUCAGUGAUCAUUAGAGAAAUGCAAAUCAAAACCACAAUGAGACACCAUCUCAUGCCAGUCAGAGUGGUGAUUAUUAAAAAGUCAAGAAACAACAGAUGCUGAUGAGGCUGUGGAGAAAUAGGAACACUUUACAUUGUUGCUGGGAAUGUAAAUUAGUUCAACCAUUGUGGAAGACAGUGUGGCAAUUCCUCAAAGAGCUAGAACCAGAAAUAUCAUUUGGAUCAGCAAUCCCAUUACUGGAUGUAUAACCAAAGGAAUAUAAAUUGUUCUAUUAUAAAGAUACAUGCGUGUGUAUGUCCAUUGCAGCACUACUCACAAUAGCAAAGACAUGUAAUCAACCCAGAUGCUCAUCAGUGAUAGACUCAAUAACAAAAAUGCGGUAAGUAUACACCAUGCAAUACUAUGCAGCCAUAAAAAGGAAUGAGAUCAUGUCCUUUGCAGGGACAUGGGUGGAGCUGGAAGCCAAUCUUCAGCAAACUAACACAGGAACAGAAAACCAAAUACCGCAUGUUCUUACUUAUAAGUGGGAGCUGAACAAAGAGAAUACAUGGACACAGGGAGGGAACAACACACACUGGGGCCUCUCAGGGCAGGGGCAGGGGAAGGGAGAGCAUCAAGAUAAACAGCUAAUGUACAUAAGGCUUAAUACCUAGGUGAGGGGUUGAUUGAUAGGUGCAACAAACCACCAUGGCACACGUUUGCCUAUGUAACAAACCUGCACAUGUAUCCUGGAACUUAAAAUAAGACAAAAUUUAAAAAAGAAAAAUCACUAAUCAAAGAAACUACUACUACCCACAAUGAGCAGCAACAAUAAACCCUGGAAAUGGAGGAGAAUUUGAUUUCUAGAGUUAGCACAUUAUAAUAUGAAAAACAUUCAGUUUUAAAUAAAAAUUACGAGGUGUGCAAAAAAAAAAGUUCUCAAACAAGAAACUAUGGCCCAUUCAUGGGAAAAAAAUCAACAGGAAUUGUCCUGAAAGAAGCCCAGAUAUUGGACUUACUAGUGAAAGAUUUUAAGUCAACUUUAAAAAAUAUGAGCAAAGAACUAAGGAAAUCAUGGACGAAGAACUAGAGGAAACUAUGAGAACAAUGUAUUACCAAACAAUAUUAAUAAAGGGACGGGAAUUAGAAAAAAACACCAAAUAGAAAUUUUAUAUUAUAGGUAAAUGGUGCAUUUUUUGUUCGCGACUUAUUAGUCUAAUGCAACUUCUAACACCUACCCCUUUAAAAAGAAUUGUAAAACCACAAAAUACUCUAUCUCUAUUAAACCCUUUCCUAUAAUUUUUGUUGUUUUCAUACAUUUUUAAUUUUUCUUAUACUUAAGACUGCACAAUACAUAACCAUAAUUGUGCAGUCAGCAUUCAUUUUUUGCCGUGUUUAAUAUUUUUGUUUUUCUUCAUUUUUUUUAGAUCUCCUUGUUUCUGCUGGGACAUUUUCCCCUUUGUCUGAUGAAAUUUCUUUAAUAUUUGUUUUAGGAUAGGUGUGUUGAAUAAAUGUCUUAAUUUGUCUUUAUUUGGAAGGAUAUUUUCAGUGCUUUUAGUGUCCACAAUUUGUAGUUAUAGUUUUUAUUCUCUUAAAAUGUUAUUCCCUUGUCUUUGGGAUUCAUGUUGAAACGUGUCAGUUGUCAGGAAUGAAUGUUUGAAAGGAAUCUGUUUUUCUUUUAACUACUUUAAUGAUUUUUCUUUGUCUUUGGUUUUUACUAGUUGAAUUGUGGUGUGCUAAAGUCUAGUUUUCUGUAUAUUUAUUUUGAUGGGUUCAAAAAGUUUUUUAUGGGGUGUAUUCUCACGGUGCUAAUAAGACAUACCUAAGACUGGGUAAUUUAUAAAGAAAAAGAGGUUUAAUUGACUCACAGUUCCACAUAGCUGGGGAGGCUUCACAAUCGUGGUGGAAGGCAAAGGAGAAGCCAAGGCACGUUGUACGUGGCAGCAGGCAAGAGAGCAUGUGCAGGGGAACUGCCCUUUAUAAAACCAUCAUAUCUCGUGAGACUUAUUCACUAUCACGAGAACAGCAUGGGAAAGACUCCCCACCCCAAUUCUAUCACCUCCCACUGGGUCCCACCCAUGACAUGUAGGAAUUAUGGGAGCUACAAUUCAAAAUGAGAUUUGGGUGGGUACACAGCCAAACCAUAUCAUGGGGGGUGUUGCUUUUGUCAGUUUUUGGAAAACUGUCAGCCAUUGUCUCAUGAAGUAUUACUCCUAAACUGCUUUUUUUUUCUUUUCUCUUUCUGAACUUCAAUUACAUAUAUUUUUUGUCUUUUGAAUAUGUUCCAACAUCUCGUAUGCUCUUUUUCUCAUUUUUCAUUCUUAUUUCUCACCAUGCUUCAAUUUAUCUGUCUCUUUUCAUCCUCCUUACCCUUUGCACUAUUCUACUCUCUACCUCCAUGAGGUCAAAUUUUCAAACUUCUCCAUAUGAGUGAGAAGAUGCAAUAUUUGUCUUUCUGUGCCUGGAUUAUUUCACUUAACACAAUAUCCUCCAGGCUCAUUCAUGUUGCUGCAAAUGACAGAAUUUCAUUCUUUUUUAUGGCUAAAUGAUGUUCCAAAUUUUCUUUAUCCAUUUGUCUGUUGAUGGACACUUAGAUUGAUUCCAUAUUUUGGCUACUGUGAAUGGUGCUGCAAUAAACAUGGGAGGAUAGACAUCUUUUUGUCAUCCUGAUUUCUUUUAUUUUGGAUAUAUACCUAGCAAUAAGAUUGCUAGAUCAUAUGACAUUUCAGUUUUUAGUUUUUUGAGGAAUUUACAUAUGUUUCUACAACAAGGUUUAUUACUAGACAUUCUAUAGAAUUGCAAUAAUUCCGAUAAGAUGCUCUUGAAAGGACACUUGCCCAGUAAUGGCAUCUUCACCAAUGAACCAGUGAUGACUCUAUCUUUGAUCCUCUGAAACCAGUGAACUCUGUUUCUAAGCAGCUUAGAUGAAUCUUUCCCUUUUUAACCAAUAAAAGCUUCCCUUUAUGCUUCCCUCUUUGGAUGCACCAGUUCAUGCACCGCUGGUUGUAAUCCUCAUUUCUCAUUUCUGAAUGAACUCAAUGUAGUUGGACAUUUCUUUAAUGUCAGAGAGAUGUCGGUACUCUUUUAAAAAAUUUGAAUAAGUUUUUGGGGGAAUUGGUGGUGUUUUGUUACAUGAAUAUUUUCUUUAAUGGUGAUUUCUGAGAUUUUGAUGCACCUAUUACCUGAACAGUGUACAUUGUACUCAAUGUGUGGUCUUUGCUCCCUUCCACCCCUCCCACCCUUCCCUUGAGUCCCCAAAGUGUAUUGAAUUAGAUUGGUGCAAAAAUAAUUGCGGGUUUUGCCAUUAAAAGGGGCUUUUAAUGGCAAAUAAUGGUAAAACCCAUACUUAUUUUUGCACCAACCUAAUAUUAUUCUUAUGCCUUUGCAUCCUCAUAACUUAGCUCCCACUUAUGAGUGACAACAUACGAUGUUUGGUUUUCCAUUCCUAAGUUACUUCAGUUAGAAUAAUGAUCUCCAAUUCCAUCCAGGUUGCUGCAAAUGCCAUUAUUUCAUUCCUUUUUAUGGCUGAGCAGUAUUCCAUGGUAUGUAUAUAUGUGUGUGUGUAUAUAUAUAUACACACACACAUAUAUACAUAUUAUAUGGGUAUUUAAGUCCUCGAUGUAUAUAUGUGUUCACGUCCUUGAUUCAUCUUGAGUUGAUUUUUGUAUAAGGUGAGAGAUGAGGAUCUAGCUUCAUUUUUCUACAUGUGGCUUGCCAAUGAUCCCAGCAUGAUUUGUUGAAUAGGGUGUCCUUUCCUCACUUUAUGUUUUUGUUUCCUUUGUGAAAGAUUGGUUGACUGUAAAUAUUUGGCUUUAUUUCUGGGUUCUCUAUUGUUUCCUUGGUCUAUAUGCCUGUUUUUAUACCAGUACCAUACUGUUUUGGUGACUAUGGCCUUAUAGUAUAGUUUGAAGUCAGGUAAUGUAAUGCCUCCAGAUUUGUUCUUUUUGCUUAGCUUUGCUUUGGCUAUGUGUGUUCUUUUUUUGGUUCCAUAUGAAUUUUAGGAUUGUUUUAUCUAGUUCUGUAAAGAAUGAUGGUGUUAUUUUAAUGGAAAUUGCAUUGAAUUUGUAGAUUGCUUUGGGCAGUAUGGUCAUUUUCACAAUAUUGAUUCUCAUGAACAUGGGAUGUGUUUCCAUUUAUUUGUGUCAUCUAUGAUUUCUUUCAGCAGGGUUUUGUAGUUUUCGUUGUAGAGGUCUUUCACGUCCUCGCUUAGGUAUAUUCCUAAGUAUUUUAUUAAUUUGUUUAUUUUGCAGCUAUUGUAAAAGAGGUUGAGUUCUUGAUUUGAUUCUCAGCUGGUCCCUCUUGGUGUAUAACAGGGCUACUGAUUUAUGUACAUUAAUUUUCCAUCCUGAAACUUUGCUGAAUUUAUUUACCAGUUCUAGGAGCUUUUUUGAUGGGUCUUUAGGGUUUUCUAGGUAUACAAUCAUAUCAUCAGCAAACAGUGAUAGUUUGACUUCCUCUUUACUGAUUUGGAUGCCCUUUAUUUCUUUCUCUUGUCUGAUUGCUCUGGCUAGGACUUCCAGUACUAUGUUGAAUAGAAGUGGUGAAAGUGGGCAUCCUUGUUUUGUUCCAGUUCUCAGGUGGAAUGCUUUCAGCUUUGCCCCAUUCCGUGUAAUGUUGGUUGUGGGUUUGUCUUAGAUGACUUUUAUUACCUUAAGGUAUGUCCCUUGUGUUUCGAUUUUGCUGAGGUUUUAAUCAUAAAGGGAUACUAGAUUUUUGUCAAAUGCUUUUUGUACAUCUAUUGAGAUAAUCAUGUUAUUAUCUUAUCUUUUGUAUUUUUUUGUUUCAAUUUCAUUUAGUUCUGCUCUGAUCUUGGUUAUUUCUUUUCUUCUGCUGGGUUUAGGUUUGGAUUGUUAUUGUUUCUCCAGUUACAUGAGGUGUGACCUUAGAUUGCCUAUUUGUGCUCUUUUAGACUUUUUGAUGUAGGCAUUUAAUGCUAUAAAUGCUCCUUUUGUCACUGCUUUGCUGUUUCCCUGAGGGUUUGAUAGAUUUUGUCAUAUUAUCAUUUAGUUCAAAGAAUUUUUAAAUUUCCACCUUGAUUUCAUUGUUGACCAAAUGAUCAUUCAGGAGUGGGUUAUUUAAUUACCAUGUAUUUGCAUGGUUUUGAGGAUUUCUUUUGGAGUUGAUUUCCAAUUUUAUUCCACUGUGGUUUGAGAGAGUACUUGUUAUAAUUUCAAUUUUCUUAAAUCUACUGAGACUUGUUUUGUGGUCUAUCAUAUGGUCUUUCUUGGAGAAUGUUCCAUAUGCUGAUGAAUAGAAUAUAUAUUCUGCAGUUAUUGGGUAGAAUGUUCUGUAAAUAUGUGUUAAGUCCAUUUGAUCUCGGGUAUAGUUUAAGUCCAUUGUUUUUUUGCUAACUUUCUGUCUUGAUGACCUGUCUAGUGCUGCCAGUAGAGUGUUAAAUUCCCCCACUAUUACUGUGUUGCCAUCUAUCUAAUUCCUUAGGUCUAGUAGUAAUUGUUUUAUACAUUUGGGAGCUCUAGUGUUAGGUGCAUAUAUAUGUGGAAUUGUCAUUUUCCUGUUGGAUUAGUCCUUUUAUCAUUAUAUAAUGUCCUUCUUUGCCUUUUUAACUGUUGUUGCUUUAAAGUUUGUUUUAUUUGACAUAAAAAUAGCUACUCUUGCUUGCUUUUGGCGUCCAUUUGCAUGGAAUAGCUUUUUCCAUCCCUUUACCUUAAGUGUAUGUGAGUCCUUAUGUGACAGAUGAGUCUCUUGAAGACAGAAGAUACUUGGCUGGUGAAUUCCUAUCCGUUCUGCCAUUCUGUAUCUUUUAAGUGGAACAUUUAGACUAUUUACAUUCAACAUUAGUAUUGAGAUGUGAGAUGCUAUUCUAUUCAUCAUUCUAUUUGUUGCAUGAAAUCCUUGUUUUUGUUUUUCAUUGUUUUGUUGUUUAAUAGGUCCUGUGAGAUUUAUGCUUUAAGGAGAUUCUAUUUUGGUGUAUUUUUAGAAUUUGUUUUAAGAUUUGAGCUACUUUUAGUAGUUCUUGUAGUGUUGGCUUGGUAGUGGUGAAUUCUCUUAGCAUUUGUUUGUUUGAAAAAGACUGUAUUUUUCCUUCAUUUAUGAAUCUUAGUUUCACUGGAUACUAAAUUCUUGGCUGAUAAUUGUUUUGUUUAUGGAGGCUAAAAAUAGGACCCCAAACUCUUCUAGCUUGUAGGGUUUCUUCUGAGAAAUCUGCUCUGUUAGUCUGAUAGGUUUUCCUUUAUAGAUUACAUGAUGCUUUUGCCUCGCAGCUCUUAAGAUUCUUUCCUUCGUCUUGACCUUAGAUAACCUCAUGACUAUGUACCAAGGCAAUGAUCUUUUUGCAAUGCAUUUCCCAGUGUUCUUUGAGCUUCUUGUAUUUAGAUGUCUAGAUCUCUAGCAAAGCUGGGGAAUUUUUCCUCAAUUAUUCUCUCAAAUAUAUUUUCCAAACUUUUAGAUUUCUCUUCUGUCUUGGGAACACCAAUUAUUCUUAGCUUUGGCUAUUUAACAUAACCCCAAACUUCUUGGAGGCUUUGUUCAUUUUUUAAAUUCUUUUUUCUUUGUCUUUGUAGGAGUGGGUUUAUUCAAAACCCUUGUCUUUGAGCUCUGAUUUUCUUUCUUCUACUUAUUCGAUUGUAUUGCUGAGAAUUUCCAGUGCAUUUUGCAUUUCUCUUAAGUGUGUCCUUCAUUUUCAGAAGUUGUGAUUAUUUUUUAUUUAUGCUAUCUAUUUCACUAGAGAUUUUUCCAUUCAUAUCCUGUAUCUUUUUUUUUUAUUUCUUUAAGUUGGACUGCAUCUUUCUCUGGUGCCUCCCUGAUUGGCUUAAUAGCUGAUCUUCUGAAUUCUUUUUCUGGCACUUCAGAGAUUUCACCUUGGUUUGGAUCCAUUGCUGGUGAGCUAGUGUGAUCUUUUGGGGGUAUUAAAGAACCUUGUUUUGUCAUAUUGUCAGCACUGUUUUUCUGGUUCCUUCUCAUUUGGGUAGACUAUGUCAGAGGGAAGUUUGGAACUCAAGGGCUGCUGUUCAGAUUCCUUUGUCCCACAGGGUUGCUCCCUUGAUGUGGUUCUCUCUCCUUUCCCCCUGAGAUAGAGCCUCCUGAGAGCCAAACUGCAGUGACUGUUGUUUCUCUUCUCAAUCUAGCCACCCAGUGAAGCUGCUGGGCUCUGGGCUGGUACGGGGGAGUGUCUGCAGAGUCCUGUGAUGUGAUCCCUCUUCAGGUCUCUCAGCCACGGAUACCAGCACCUACUCCAAUGGAGGUAGCAGGGGAGUGAAGUGGACUCUGUGAGGGUCCUUGGUUGUAUUUUUGUUAAGUGUGCUGGUUUUGUGUGGACCUCCAGCCAGGAGGUGGCGCUUUCAAGAGCACAUGAGCUAUAUUAGCACAUCAGCACAUCAGUAUAGGGAAGAUUAGGCAGUGGGUGGGGCCAUAGGGCUCUCAAGGGAUUAUGUCCUUUGUCUUUAGCUACCAGGUCAGCUAGAGAAAGACCAUCAGGUAGGGGCAGGGUUAGGCAUGUCUGAGCUCAGGCUCACCUUUCGUGAAGCUUGCUGUGGCUGCUGUCGGGGCUGGGAGUGUGGUUCCCAGGCCAAUGGAGUUAUGUUCCCAGGGGAAUUGUGGUUGCUUCUGCUGUGUCACACAGGUCACUAGGGAAGUGGGGGAAAGCCGGCAGUCACAGGUCUCACCCAGAUCCCAUGUAGCCCACAGCCUGAAAGGCUGGUCUCACUCCCAAGGUAGUCCCCCGCCCCCACCGCCCGCCAGCAGCAGCGAGUUUAUUUCUAGGUAGCCGGUGAGCAGGGCUGAGAAUGUUCUGCAGGCUCCAAGCCUCUCAGCUGAGAAAGCAAGCAAACUCACAGUUCCUCAGUUGUCCCACAGAGCCUGCAGCAGCAAUCCACCUCCCUCAAAGGGUCUGUGGAUUCUUUCAGCUUUCCUGGUAUGUUCUUGUGGCAGUUCUUAGAGCAAAAGUUCAUGGUGUGUGUCUACACAUGCCACUCUGUCCGUCCUAGUGGGGGCUGCAAGUUAGUUUUGCCUCCUAUCCACCAUUUUCCCUCUAUUGGAAGUACACUUGAAGUGAGAGUACCUUUGGAAAAGAUUGGUGACUCUUGGAACUGGGUGAGGAACUGGGUAGGUAACCACAAUUGAGCCCUUGGCAAUCUAAGCUUCCAUGGAUCAUCUUUCUUCUGCCCAGGUAAAUCAUCUCUCAGAUUGCGUUCCCUCCCUUUGGUAGCAGCUCCCUGUUGACUUAUUCAGGAUCUGAUUGGGUUAAGAUGCCUUGCAUCCUUUUUGGGACUAUAUAAGACUUUUUGUCUUUUUUGGAAAGUUAUUUCUUUUAGAAAGACAGUUUGUCUUUCUGGUCCUGGUAAAUGCACUUUUGGUUUCAGUUUUGUUCUGACUUGUUUGUGUAUGCUUAUACUUUCAUUUGUUGCUUGAUUCUUUUCUUCCUCUAUUUCUAAACAUCUUUUGAAAGAAAAAUUUACUUUCUCAAAAGGUAGGCACGAGUUGGCCGUUUAAAAGCCAUUAGGGCAAUUGCCACCAUUCUAUGAGGGAUGUCAGUAUCCGAAGAAAAAAAAUCUCUUGUCAGGAUAAACUAGCGCACAAACAGCCAAAUUACCACUAGGGGGCCUGCCAGUCUCAAGAAAAAUUUUGCGCGUCUGGGGAAAACUUGCUCGUGGGACAGGCAAUGAGAGUGCAGAUUGCUUGCCAAGUAAAACAAAAAUCCGGUGCCAGGCACACUGUAAAACAAAACACCAGUCCAAACGCCUAUCAUUCCCUGACAGGGCUCUGCUCUUCGGGCUUUUCUUUUGCUCUCAAGAGAUUAAUAAGCAGAAUGGGAUCCCAAAAUCCUAAAGCACGUAAUUAUAAUCCUCCUGGGACCCCUGCAGGCUCUAUGUUUUAAAAAUUAUGGUCCUCUGUCUUGUGUACAAUUUUAAAUCAAUAGCUAUAGCACACCAAAACUAAUUUGGAUCCUCAAUGGUCAUACUGGGGGGCAUUUGAGCUCCCCAAACUUGUUUUGUUAGAACAAAAUUAGAAGACUGUGGUCCUAAUAUUAAGCAAUCUGAAUGGGAAACAUACUUUAAUUGGUAUCUCAAAGCUUCUAAGUACAUUCAGGAUUCUACAAUUGCCUCCUUAUGAGAUACCAUGUCAAAAUUAACUGAGACAAACAAAUAGUUAAGGAAGGACAAGGCUUGAGGAUCCCAGACUUGUUCCUCGUUGGAGACCCCCUCUUCUCUUUCCCCUGUUCCUUCUCUCUAUUUCUUCUUUGAGUGAAUUACCUUUCCCUCUGGAUUCCUCAGCUCCCACUACCCCUGAACCUGGUCCUGUUAAAACCUGUCCCUUGAAAGUUAAAUUCACUGAUGAUUCCUCUAAAUCCUAAAUUUCUUUUGUUCCUUGGAGCAAGGCUGAACUUUAAGCCAUUGCCACAGAAUUCCCAAAGGUCAUGGAGACCUUUCAAAUUUGCUGAUAAAAUUAACACAGUAUUAUAAUUUCGACUUAUCAUCCAUGUUUUUCUUACCUAUGCCAGUUGGUUCAUAUACUUUUUGUGAAGGCCAGGCCCAAUAUUGAACGGCCCAGGCUCCUUGAUGUGACCCUGAGAGGGCUUUAGGCAAGAAUACCCCAAAAGACUAUGACAGAGCCUGAAGCACAGUGAGCAAGCAAGUAGACAGACAAACAAAAACAACAAAACUUCAUGAGGCUAUUCUUGAGGCUUUUCCUGAAACCUGAGAUGAAUAAAAUCCAAGACUGUACCCAAAACCUAAUGAACCAGAUUACGACUAUUACAGUUGGCUCCGGGUUGUAUUUGUAGAAAAUUCUGGAUUACCUAUGGAUGCCGAAUCUACUCAAGUAGGCUGUAAUUCUAAGUUUGCAAAUGGCCUUUCUCAAGAACUUUCUCAGCUUGUCAAAAGAGUACAGAUGGAAUGGAAAACUAUGUCCACUUCUGAUUUGGUUAAUCUGGCAAAUCACCUUGCCUGCACCCCUGAGGACAGUACUAAAAACCACUAACAUUCGUAAUCUUCAAUUACAGCAAACUGAGGCUCCCAGACAUAACACUAGGCAGAGACUCCCUGGGCUGUGCCAACGUUCCAGAUGGCUGGAAGAGAGAUUGCUGCAAGAGAAAGGGGGAAUUUCAUUCUCAAUUCCCCCAUCUCCUCUCCCAUCUGAGACCACUUUCAGUGAAGGGGCUCCAAGGACUUAUGGGGGAUUUUCCCACUUCUCCCACUUAAUUUUCUGAGUGAAAUGAUCCUUCAAAUUAGGAGUGUUUGUUUUUUUUUUUGGUGGGGGGACAGAGUUUCUCUCUUAUCUCCCAGGCUAGAGUGCAGUGGUGUGAUCUCGGCACACAGCAACCUCUGCCUCCUGGGUUCAAGCGAUUCUCCUGGCUCAGCCUCCUGAGUAGCUGGGAUUACAGGUGCCCACGACCAUGCCCAGCUAAUUUUUUUGUAUUUUUAGUAGAGACGGGGUUUCACCUUGUUGGGCUUCGAACAACUGAUCUCGAACUCCAGACCUCAUAAGCCACCUGCCUUGGCCUCCCAAAGUGCUGGGAUUACAGGCAUGAGCCACCACAUCCGGCUGGGAGUGUGGUCUUAACUAUGCUCAUUGAUGCCACAGCAAUAUUUUUCAUCCUUAAUCCCCCUAGCCUCAGUCAGCCCCUGCCUCAGAGUAAUAAAAAGAUUACAAAUGGUGAGUUUCCAAAAAGCCACUGACUACUUUUGUUUCACAGCCCAUUUCUUUCCAUCUUGGUCUUCUCUCCAAGACACCCACACCUUUUGCUUGUUAAUUCUGCCCCGCUCCACCACCUUGGAUGUGAUUUUUUUGAAAAAUACCAUGCUAAAAUUUCUUUUUCCCAAAAGGGGGAAAUAAUUUUAGAAUUUGAUAAACUAAACUGUCCUCACUCAACAGACUCCCCCAAUUCUGUCAUUUGUUAUGUCAUUCCCUGUUCAGAAAACAAAAAUAAUGUCACUCAUUUAGUGCUGAAUCAAAUACCUGUCUCUUUAAAGGCAAAAUCUUUCACUGAUAUUUUCAAAAUUCAUGGUGUACCUCUUAUUAAAAUCCAGAUUAGCCUAUUAAAACCCUUGCUUAAUAUUAAACAGCCACUAAACCAGAUGGCACUGCAAGGUAUUAAACUUAUUAUAAAAGAAUAUAAAAAACAGUCUCAUUAUUCUCUGUACCAGUCUUUGGAGUACCCUGAUCCUACCUACUAAAAGACCAAACAACCAUGGGAGGAGGUUUGUUCAGGAACUCUCUCUGAGUUAUAAACCAUAGUAUUAUUACAAAGCACCCAGUGGUUCCAAAUCCCCAUACUGUAUUAAAUCCAAUACCCAUUGAUAGCAGAUUCUUCACCAUCACUGAUCUGUGUAUUACAUUAUUCAUUAUUCCAGGGGAUCAAGCCAACCAAUAUCUUUUUGCCUUCACCUGGGAAGGCCAACAGUUCACCUGGACAUUAACGCCUCAGGGGUUUACUGAAAGUUUUUCCUAUUUUCUCAAAUGUUAAAGGCAGACUUAGAGGAUGUAAUUUUUCUCCAAGGCUCUUGUUUACUACAAUAUGUAGAUGACUUCCUUCUUUGCUGUCCUUCACAGGCAGCCUGUGAAAAAGACAGUGUAUACCUAUUAAAGCAAGUGGCUGCUUAAGGUCAUAAUGCCUGUAAAGAAAAACUGCAGUGAGUAAAAACUCAGGUGAAAUAAUAAAGCCAUUUAAUUUCAGAGAAUGAAUUACAUUUAGAACCAGAACAGAUUCAAGGCAUUUUACAAUUUCCUCAGCCCAAAAGAAAUGCCAACUUUGUGAGUGGGUUUCUUGGACUCACUGGCUACUUUUGAAACUGAAUUCCCAACUUUUCUCUUCUGGCCCAACUCCUGUGUGCUUUACAUAAAUUUACCAAACCUGACCCCAUUACUUGGACAAAAUCAUAAGGGUAAGUUUUUAAAAAGCUAAAGGAGAAAUUGAUAAAUUCUCCAGUUCUAGGUAAUUCUAAUCAUAAACUCUUUUUUUUUUCACUUUGUCUGUGAAAAGGAAGAAAAUACUUCAGGGAUCUUAACCCAAAAGCAUGGAGGUCCACACCAUCCUCCAGGAUACUACAGUUGACAACUGGAUCCCAUCUCCUGUGGAUUCCCUCUCUGCCUAAGAGCAGUCCCCACUGCAUCCUUGUUAGUCAAGGCGACUAAGGAGAUUGUCAUGGGAUUCCUCCCUGACUGUGUUUUUUCCUCAUGCCAUGGAAGCCGUUUUACACACUCAUCACACUUGGCAUUUUUCUGCUAGCUGACUAACCUCCUAUGAACCUCUCCUACUUACUAUUCAUCAUAUUAUUCAAUCAUGCUGCAAUAACCUUAACCCUGUGGCUCUCUGGACCUCUCCAUCAGAUGAAACACCACAUGGCUGCUUAACUCUGACAGACCAGCUUUUAAUUCCUUGGGAGCAAUUCCUGUGGACAAUGCUGAGUUGUCCUGGUUUACAGAUGGCUCACAUUUAAAGAAUGAGUCUGGCAAGUAUUGUGCAGGCUGUGCAGUCGUGACUUCCUUUGAGAUUGUGAAAGCAGCUCAUUUACUAUUAACUACUUCAGCCCAGCAGGCAGAUCUGUUUGCCCUCGCUUGAGCCUGACUCCUUGCUACAGGAAAGACAAUGUUUAUGUAAGCAGCAGGUGAACACUUGGCAGGACAACAGGCAGACAAGGAGCAGCCUGGGCUACACCCUCCUCCAUCCAGCUUGGCAGGGAAGGUUGGGGCAGGGCCUCGCUAGGAGAUAGGGGUUGGAGGGCGAGGCCAGGGGCAGGGUUAGGCAUGGGGACAGCACCACGGUGGGGCCUUCCUGGCUCACUGUCCACUACCAGGUACUGGGAUCCCCAGUUAUUUUAUUGCCUCACCAUGAAAAGAAGUGAAAGCAUUCCCUAAACAUAAUUUCAUCAUUGUCUUUAUCUCUCUCCCGCCACAUUUCUUCUUUUCUAUUGCUCUUUCUCUCACAAAAGCAGGGGAUAUAUAUCAAACUUGCUAAGUGGUUCUAUUGAAGCUUCUUCCAUUAAGCUUGAGAUAAGGAGAAAAACACCCCUCUCCCUGUUAGGAGGAUUUGGGAUUCACUAUGCAGCUUUCUCUGAAAGAAAACUUUACAAGACACUCUCUUACCUCCAGCUCUCAGCUCUUUUUAGAUCCACAUUAGAUUGAGAGGCUCAAGUGUUACGAUAUUGAUUAUUAUUAUUAUUUCCUAUCAAUAUCUUCAUUUUGUGUGUCACAAUUCACUUUAAUAUCUGUUGUCUCCCAGGUCUUGGUGCCUCAGUUGAAACUUCCAAUUUAACAUCCUGACACACACUACUCCCUCUUCCUGUGAUCAUCAGAACAAGAUAAAACCUUGUGUGUCUGGAUAGUUCUCAUCUGUUAAGAUUCAGGCUCAACCACACAUGUGACAAUGUCUCUUGGGGACGCAGCGGUGAAUUCCUCUCACAGUAUGUCUAAGGAGCAUUGGCUAAGUGAGAUUUCACAUUCAGUGGAUUUCAGCCAUCUCAUCAAUUUCUCCAUGCUACUGAAAUCUCGUUGUUCCACUCAGAAUUUGUCUUUUCCCCAGGAUGGCUUUCAAAGCAUUUUACUGACUGUGUCAAGCCAGAUCUUAGAGCUGGAACAGUGAGAAAAGUCAUGAGCUCAACCCUGAAGUGGAGAAGAGGCACGUUCUUUGUUUUUCACCAGCCACAAGGCUACAGCAAGAGUAUCUCCCUUUACCUGCCUGGAUGGGAACCCAGGGGACUGGUGCCGGAAGUCUGUGGCCCUGGUGUGUGAUGUUCCCGUCUCUGUGUCCAUGAGAAAACACAAUUUUCUAUCCCCAAAGAGUUCCCAAUCCAUUGAAUGAGAUCAACAAAACCGUCCACAUCAGACACUGUAAUGAAGGUUUAGCCAUGCAGUGGAGCUACCAGGCCCUGGGAUGGUACUGGGGAGUAUCUACAAAGAGUACUGUAAUGUGAUCUGUCUUCAAGUCUUGCAGCGUCUACUAACAGAAGGAAUUCAAAUGAUUAAGCAGUAACCAUAUCUUUAGGCUUAGUGGAAUCUUUACUGUGUUUCCUGGUAGGAGUAUCCAGGAUCUGGAAUUCCAGUUCAGCAGAGCAAAAAGUUCAAGAUACCAGAAGCAUAAAUGCCUCCAAGACAGUGAUCAGGAAGUAUGAGGGCAAAGGAAUAUGAGCCUUGAGAACCAGAGCAGCGUGUCCGAGUUCCUCCUCCUGGGCCUCCCCAUCCGGCCAGAGCAGCAGGCUGUGUUCUUCACCCUGUUCCUGGGCAUGUACCUGACCACGGUGCUGGGAAACCUGCUCAUCAUGCUGCUCAUCCAGCUGGACUCUCACCUUCACACCCCCAUGUACUUCUUCCUCAGCCACUUGGCUCUCACUGACAUCUCCUUUUCAUCUGUCACUGUCCCUAAGAUGCUGAUGGACAUGCGGACUAAGUACAAAUCGAUCCUCUAUGAGGAAUGCAUUUCUCAGAUGUAUUUUUUUAUAUUUUUUACUGACCUGGACAGCUUCCUUAUUACAUCAAUGGCAUAUGACCGAUAUGUUGCCAUAUGUCACCCUCUCCACUACACUGUCAUCAUGAGGGAAGAGCUCUGUGUCUUCUUAGUGGCUGUAUCUUGGAUUCUGUCUUGUGCCAGCUCCCUCUCUCACACCCUUCUCCUGACCCGGCUGUCUUUCUGUGCUGCGAACACCAUCCCCCAUGUCUUCUGUGACCUUGCUGCCCUGCUCAAGCUGUCCUGCUCAGAUAUCUUCCUCAAUGAGCUGGUCAUGUUCACAGUAGGGGUGGUGGUCAUUACCCUGCCAUUCAUGUGUAUCCUGGUAUCAUAUGGCUACAUUGGGGCCACCAUCCUGAGGGUCCCUUCAACCAAAGGGAUCCACAAAGCAUUGUCCACAUGUGGCUCCCAUCUCUCUGUGGUGUCUCUCUAUUAUGGGUCAAUAUUUGGCCAGUACCUUUUCCCGACUGUAAGCAGUUCUAUUGACAAGGAUGUCAUUGUGGCUCUCAUGUACACGGUGGUCACACCCAUGUUGAACCCCUUUAUCUACAGCCUUAGGAACAGGGACAUGAAAGAGGCCCUUGGGAAACUCUUCAGUAGAGCAACAUUUUUCUCUUGGUGACAUCUGACUUUUUAAAAAAUUAGAAUCUCAUUUUGGUUUAUCUCAUGUAUUUGAUUUUCCAUUUGAAUAUGUCUCAAAACAUUUUAUGUCCUGAAGCCCUAAGACAAAUGUUAACAUGUUGAAUGUAAUUGGUAAAUAUUUGUUGACCAGAAUUCCAUUCUCUUAUUAACAAUGUUAUUCUUUAUAGUUUUUGAUCAGUGAAUGCCAAAUUUUAUUAUUUAUUUCUGCAACUUGGAGAAGGGACAUAAUAACGCAAUAAUAUACAGUUUUCUUAUCCCUUAUUUGAGGAGAUGUUUGGAGACAUAUAUAUUUUUGGCCUAUAAUCCCAGGCUUUAACACAACAUAGAAUUGAAAGAAUUAGCUGUAUUAUUUUACUAUUCUCUCUAAUGUAGACUGAGUGGUAUCAUUAGUGACGUAGUGCUUCAUACCAGUCUCCUUGGAAAUAUAACCAAAUUCAAGUGCUAACUCUUGGAAAGUGUCAUUUUCCUAAAAGUGCCACUCCAGAUUCAGCACUGACUGUCUUUCAUGAAGGAUAGUCCUGUCUUCCAAAUGAAGAAUGAAAAGUAACACUUCUCAAAUGUUAGGGUACAUGAGAAUUUCUGGAAAGAUUGUCAAAACUCAGAUUCCUUUGAUCUACCACUACAAAUUAUGAUUUAGUAGAAUUUUGGGUGAGGUCUAAGAAUUUGCAUUCCUAACAAGCUGCCAGAUGAAACAAUGCUGUAGAAUGUUUACUAAAUCUUGGAAGUUGUGGGACACACAUUUAUAACACCUCAUCUGAAUUCUGGUAGUAGAUGGGAUGAAACAAGAGACACCUUAAGUUAUUUCAGUAAUAGAGAAAUCAGUGAUUCAUGCUGAUAUUUUUGGAUUAACUCUAGCUGUGGUAAAUUCCUCUCCCCAGUCUCUAAAUUAUCUCAUUUGUAUAUAAUAUAGAAAUACCCAGCUACUCCAUAUCAUGGUUUGUAUCAUCACGCCAACCUAUAUAUGUAAUGAAAAUGAAGCCAAAGUUUGGAAAAACACUACAUCCAGUGUCCAUCUGUGACUUCUUGUUUCCAUUAAGCCUCGUGGAAUUUCAGUGUGCCAUGUAACUUUUCUAAUGUCACUCAAAAUGCUCUGAUUUUCCUUGAACGAUUGGGGCAGGUUCACGUGAUCUAUAAUAACUCUAACAACAUAUUUUCAUAUUUCUGAACUAACUGAAACAAUCAUUUCACACAUGAUGCACAUUAAAUUGUAUAUUGGUUAGAAAACACUAGAUGAUUUCAGAAAAACUAUAACCCCACAAAGGAACACAAGUUCUUGGCAGAAUAUUGAACAAUUUUAUGUUAAAUGGUGUCAUUCAUUUAUAAAUGGCUCACUUAGUUUGCCAUGUUUUUUGACAUAUCCCAUAAAAUAGCAUUUGUUGUGGAUCCAAUCCAUGUUAUUGUUUUUUUUUACCCCAGUCUUUAUAUCCGCUCUUUUUGUUACAUUGGCUGUAUGCAAAAUGCAAUAUGUUUACUCAAUUUUAUACAUAAAGAUAAGGCUAAUUACUAUGUAAGCAGUAACUGGGAUGGCAUUGGUGAUGGCUUAAACUGGAGUCUGAGAUGCGAGGAUAGAAAUACUUGUGCAUUUUGAAGGAGUUUGAUAUUUGAUCUAUGUGUGGAAUAUUGCAGUAGCAACUUCCCUGUUAUUCAGCUAAUUUCAUUCCAUAACCUUUCACCUAGGCUUUGGGUGGGUGAAAACAAUCCGGCGUUGUUGCCUGUGUUUCCACAGAGUUCAACCUGAACUUCCAUUGUUCAUGUAUUUUCACAAGCAUUUUUUUUAUUAUUUUACUUUAAGUUCUGGGAUACAUGUGCUGAAUGUGCAGGUUUGUUACAUAGGUAUACAUGUACCAUGGUGGUUUGCUGCAUGUAUCAACCGGUCAUUUGGUUUUAAGCCCCGCAUGUAUUAGGUAUUUGUCCUAAUGCUGUCCCUCCCCUUGCUCCCCACCCCCCGACAGGCCCUGGUGUGUGAUGUUCCCCUCCCUGGGUCCAUGUGCUCUCAUCAUUCAACUCCCACUUAUGAUUCACGAGCAUUUUCACAGUUGUUUCUCCUCUUUUCAAAAGGGCAAGCCGCAGACACUAAGGAAUUAAGACAAUGCAGCACAUUAAAAAUGAUGCUUUUGAAGAUAUUAAAGUAGCCUUGAUCCGACAGCUCACAAAAGAGAUGAUUUUAAGGCAUUUCAUAGUCUUUAAUAAAAUUUCAUAGUGAAUAAAAUAAAACAUCUUAAGUAGAUAUGUAUGUAUAGAUGUGCAUAGACAUAGAAAUGCAAACAUGGUGACAGUAAAUUAUCACAGAAAAUGAAAGCUAUAAAGUACUAUAAAAUAAAUCCCAUUAUGUACACAGACAUGUUUAUGAAUAAGUCAUUUUAUUUUUCAUUUUAUUAUUAUUUUUUAAUUUCAACUUUUGUUUGACAUUCGUGGGGUGCAUGUCCAGGUUUGUUACAUGGGUAUAUUGCAUGAUGCUGAGGUUUGGGUUACAAAUGAUAUAUCAUCACCCAGAUAGUGAGCGUAGUACCCAAUAGUUGGUUUUUCAACCUUUCUCUAGUAGUCUUCAGUGUCUAUUGCUCCCAUCUUUAUGUCCACGUGUACCUAAUGUUUAGCUCCCACUUAUAAGUGAGAACAUGCAGUAUUUGGUUUUCUGUUUCUGUGUUAAUUUGCUUAGGAUAAUGGCCUCCAGUUACAUCCAUGUUGCUGCAAAGGACAUGAUUUCAUUCUUUUUGAUGGCUUCGUAGUAUUCCAUGGUGUACUACAUUUUCUUUAUCCAGUGCACCAUUGAUAAACACCUAAGUUGAUUCCAUGUCUUUGCUAUUGUGGAUAGUGAAAAUGCCCUCUUAGAAGGAUAAAAAAUGAAUCAUGAAAGGGUGAGAUACUUUGACUUUCUCCUUUGUUUUCAUGUUUAUAUUAUUUGUAUUUCCAUCAUAAAGAGGAGUUAGUUUUAUAAGCAGCAAACCAAAAAAGAAUUUUCAUUUGAGAGAAAAAUCUCUAUAGACAUCUCAACCUAACACCUAACCAGGGGAAACCAGAAUCUGGCAGGGGAGGUCUUUCCCCAUCUCUUUUUGGACUUAAAUUCACAGGGCCUGACACUCUUCCUAAGUACAGAGAUUCCUUGCAGUCUGCCCUUAGAGCCACUUGCCUCAGAAUUUUCUGGCCCCAGAUCUCAUGAAUGAAUAUCUCCACAGGUGGAGCUGGGACCUGAUCUUUAACAAGCUCCCCAGGUGAUUUUGAUGAACAUCGAAGCUUAGAGACCACUGCCCGAGGGCAUCUCUCCUGGGGAGAGUAGGAGGAAAACUGAGCAAUUAAUGCAUGUUUAUUUAACGCAAGUCUCUAACCUUGAGCUUUGUGCCCUGUCCCCUUGUGUCCUCUCCCUGGUGGGUAGAAUAGACUUGUUACCUCUCCAUUUCUGAAGCCUGUAAAUUGAGAAGAGUAAGCUCCAGGUUCAUGACUUCUUUCUCCGAUGUCAGUGAGGUUUAGGACCACAGAAUUCGGAGGCUAACUCUGGUCCCUUGGUCUCCUAGAAAGAAGCUGAGAAACCAGUCCAUACUCCCAGGAAUGACUUGAGCAUAAAGUUCAGAUCAGGACUGGGUAUCCUUCUCCAGGAGCAGGUGUGUGUGUGUGUGUGUGUGUGUGUG